GCGCUUGCUAACCAACGUCAGACGAUCGUCCAAGAGCGGCGCCAUCCUUUGUCUAAAUUCUCGCGCUCUCCCUCUUCGCUUCAUAUGUUAUUUUACAACUUUUUGUAGCCUGUUUACUUGUAUUUUUGAUAGAAUUUUUCCGCGUAAGUAAAACCACCGAGUCCGCCGCGAUCUCUUCCCCAAGAGGACCGACGGGAGACUUCAGAAUCGAAAGAUGUGAUAGAUGAUCGCGCGGUCGGACGGAAAGUCUCCAUCGUCAAGAGCCGUCGGAGUCGAUGACAGUUUCCUGGUUAAGCUCACCGUCGUUCAGGCAUUCACAUUCGUUUUGAUAACUGGCGACGACCCCGUCUGCGCCGUCAGACUGUCGUCACGACACGCAGAACGAAUGUGAGAGUCACUGCAUUAGCAGUGAAUGCGAAUUUUUGGGGUGGAGAUCGAAGAGAUAUAUCAGGUGGAAGACUAAUUGUAGACAUCGAAAUUUCACUGCCAACCUCUACGAAUCAGCGUUCGCGGCAAUUCUAUGUUUCGGAUAGUCGACCCACCCCCUAAUUUCAGGCAGAGCGCCAGCGAGUGGAUCUAUAAGAUGUUAUUUCUCUGGUCGAGAGAGCCGACUCCGGAUCCCAGAGCCGGUCCAUGGUUCGCCUGGUUCGCGACGGCUGUUCUGCUGUGGCGUUGCCGACGUCGCAUUACCCGGGCGAUUUUGGCGAUCUCGCCGCUGAGAUUGCUGAAGAGACGCGUCGCCGGUCUAGCGAUCAAUCAGAAGACGAUUCUGAAGCAACAGAAGAGACACAGCCUCGCUCAGCUGCACAAGCACAAGGCUGUCGGCAUACGGCGAGCGAAGCGAUUAUGCACCGGCGACGGUCCGCAUGUGUCCGGCAGUAUGUCCAUGUUACAGGGACAGAUCCACUACAGAGUCACCAGGAGCGGCAGAAUCUACGGGAAAUACCCGAACAAGACCGCCAUUCCAAACGGCAUUCAAGAAAGUCAUUGACAUCGAGCUUUAUCGAGAAUUAUCAAACUGUCACAGCCACUGUCUUUGUCCCUGUAUAAAUCUCGUGAUCGUCAUUGUCGUCGUGUCGUCGACAUAAUUUCACUCUUUGAAAAGGAAAGAGUCAUUCAAAUAUAUGAUAUACUUAUAUCCUUCUUCUUGAUAUAAAUUCUUUAUUAUAAAAAA
This is a messenger RNA of Wasmannia auropunctata (little fire ant), 1174 nucleotides long. RefSeq lists its product as uncharacterized. The record is from RefSeq and is a predicted model, not a curated record. Lineage: Eukaryota; Metazoa; Arthropoda; Insecta; Hymenoptera; Formicidae. Bases 521 to 991 code for a protein of 156 amino acids. The transcript has 3 exons.